Dichotomopilus funicola is the source of this 621-nucleotide messenger RNA. RefSeq names its product proteasome component. The transcript is spliced from 4 exons. The coding region runs from base 1 to 621 and encodes 206 amino acids. Gene Ontology annotation, biological process: proteasome-mediated ubiquitin-dependent protein catabolic process. Lineage: Eukaryota; Fungi; Ascomycota; Sordariomycetes; Sordariales; Chaetomiaceae. Gene Ontology annotation, cellular component: proteasome core complex, beta-subunit complex; proteasome core complex. The record is from RefSeq and is a predicted model, not a curated record.
AUGUCCUCACCCUUCUCAAUAAACGGCGGUGCCUGCGUGGCCAUGGUGGGCAAAGACUGCGUAGCCAUCGCCUGCGAUCUACGCCUGGGUCUACAAGCCCUGACCGUGUCCAACAACUUCCCCAAAGUCUUUCAAUACGGCGACAACGUAUUCCUCGGCCUGACGGGGCUCGCGACCGACGUCUCGACCGUGUCCGACCUGUUCCGGUACAAAGUCAACAUGUACCGGCUUCGUGAGGAGCGGCACAUUGCCCCGCGCACGUUCGCCAACCUUGUUAGCAGCUCGUUGUACGAACGCCGUUUCGGGCCGUACUUUGUCAGUCCCGUUGUUGCGGGGCUGGAGCCCAAGACGGGCCAGCCAUUUAUUUGCGGGUUUGACAGCAUUGGAUGCAUUGAUUUUUCCAAGGACUUUAUCGUCUCGGGGACGGCCACAGAGCAACUUUUUGGCAUGUGCGAGAGCUUAUGGGAGCCGGAUCUGGGUCCUGAGGCGCUGUUCGAGACGAUCUCGCAGGCGCUUCUUAACGCCGUGGACCGCGAUGCCCUCUCUGGUUGGGGUGCCCACGUCUACAUCAUCGAGAAGGACAAGAUCACCAAGAGGCUACUCAAGGGGCGGCAGGAUUAA